This is a messenger RNA of Gekko japonicus, 642 nucleotides long. RefSeq names its product engrailed homeobox 2 (gene EN2). Gene Ontology annotation, cellular component: nucleus. The record is from RefSeq and is a predicted model, not a curated record. Gene Ontology annotation, biological process: neuron differentiation; regulation of transcription by RNA polymerase II; multicellular organism development. The coding region runs from base 1 to 642 and encodes 213 amino acids. Lineage: Eukaryota; Metazoa; Chordata; Lepidosauria; Squamata; Gekkonidae. Gene Ontology annotation, molecular function: DNA-binding transcription factor activity, RNA polymerase II-specific; RNA polymerase II cis-regulatory region sequence-specific DNA binding. The transcript has 3 exons.
AUGGAGGAGACCGAGCAGCGCCCCGGCGAAGAAGCGAGCGCCAGCCGCACAAAAGGCCCGGCCGGCCGGGAAAGUUCGGCGGAGGCCCGGCAGGCUGCGGCGUCGGAGGCAGCGCGCCCCGAGCCCCACUUCUCGGCGCUAUUGUUUGCUCGGGCGCUCCGCCUGCCUGGCGGGCUCCCAGCAAACGUGUCGCUUGUGAUCUUCCCUGGCCGAGCUGGGGUGGUUCUGGGCUCCCUGCCGAUUCGCGCCCGCGUUCACCCUCUCUCGCUCUGUUGUCUCCCUCUUCUUCUCCUCCUCCUCCCCCUCCUCCCGCCCGGGACCGCAGGCCCCCGAUCCCGCAAACCAAAGAAGAAGAACCCCAACAAGGAGGACAAGCGUCCCCGGACGGCCUUCACGGCGGAGCAGCUGCAGAGACUCAAGGCGGAGUUCCAGACGAACAGGUACUUGACGGAGCAGAGGCGGCAGAGCCUGGCUCAGGAGCUCAGCCUCAACGAGUCGCAGAUCAAGAUCUGGUUCCAGAACAAGCGGGCCAAGAUCAAGAAGGCCACCGGCAACAAGAACUCCCUGGCGGUUCACCUCAUGGCACAAGGACUGUACAACCACUCCACGGCCUCGAAAGACGGCAAGUCAGACAGCGAGUAG